UGUUCCGACAGAUGCAACGGAAGAUGCUACCACAACAGCGUCUGCUGCCACGACGAGUGUGCGGCUGGCUGUCACGGUCUCACUGACAGGGACUGUAAUGCCUGUGCAAAGUUAAACGACAGUGGUAGGUGCGUAUCCGUGUGUCCUUCCUUCCAAGCAUACAAUGCUACGGCCUUUAUGUGGUACCCAGACCCCAAGGGGAAGUUUGCCCAUGAGAGGAACUGUGUGGCGGAAUGUCCA
This is a messenger RNA of Helobdella robusta, 240 nucleotides long. RefSeq lists its product as hypothetical. The transcript has 2 exons. The annotation marks the transcript as partial. The record is from RefSeq and is a predicted model, not a curated record. Lineage: Eukaryota; Metazoa; Annelida; Clitellata; Rhynchobdellida; Glossiphoniidae.